Schistosoma intercalatum is the source of this 1566-nucleotide messenger RNA. NCBI's taxonomy places the organism in Eukaryota, Metazoa, Platyhelminthes, Trematoda, Strigeidida, Schistosomatidae. The record is from the annotation of a GenBank genome assembly.
AUGUGUAUAAUCGGGUUAUUUAUAUUCAACUAUUUAUUUGCUAGUCUGAUUUCCAGGAAACUUGCUAUUUUACCCGGUAGUGAAAUUUUUGAUAACUGGAAAUCACCAAGUGUCCCUGUGUAUUUUUCCAUAUAUCUGUAUAAUUUGACUAAUCCUCAAGAAGUUCUAAGUGGUGGUCGACCAAGAUUUACUGAAGUUGGCCCUUACGUUUAUCGCGAGGAUCGUCAACGUAACAAUGUAGAAUUUUCUGGAGAAUCUCCUCCGAAAACUGUAAAAUAUCAACACAGAAUUUUCUACUACUUUCAACCUGACCUCUCUGUCGGCCCUGAUGAUCAGGGAAUCGUUACAAGUCUUGAUCUGGUAACAGUAGCCAUAAAUAAUCUUCCGGGAUACUACAAAAUGAUAUUUUUUUUAUACACGUUGAACGCAUUCAUUUCAAAGACACCUCGUGAAAUCAUCUGGGGUUACCAAGAUCCACUGAUGUCUGUUUGUCUAACUUCUAAAGUUUGUGACACAGAUCGUGCUGGCUUAAUGGCUAUGAACAAUGGUACAAAAGUUGCUGAUUUCGUGAUUGAUACCGGUGCUUACAAUAUUUCAAACGUCGGGAAAGUGCUACAAUACAAUGGAGUAACAUCUUUGAACUAUUGGCGUACGGAUUACGCUAAUAUGAUAAAUGGCACAGAUGGGAGUGUUAUACGGCCAGGAUUACAAAUGUCUUCUCGAAUAUCCUUUUUUGUGCCAGAUUUCUGCAGAUCCUUUCAUUCAGAUGCUGUGGGUUGGGCGACUGCAACUCAUGACAGUAGUGUACAUCUACUUAGAUUUGCGUCCCACCCCGAACAAUCUCAGAACGCCACUGUUAAUCCGCUGAAUGCUGCAUUCUGUCCGAAGAAGAAGGCCGGCCCAGACUGUCCUCCAACAGGAAUGAUACCUUUGUCACCUUGCUCGAACCCUAAGAUUUCGGUCCCUAUAUUUGCUUGUCAGCCACAUUUCUUGGGAGCUGAUCCAAGUAUUCGGGCAGCUAUGGAUGGGAUAAGAAAACCUGAUGAAAAGCUUGAUUCUACUGUAUUACUUAUUGAGCCUAAUACUGGAUUUGUAUUGGAAGCUUUUAAAAAGGUUCAGAUUAAUGCAUACAUUGAAAACGAUGGCGGUUUGAAUGAAGUAUACCAAGAUAUGGCAGGACCAUAUUUCUUCCCCUUAGCUUGGUUCACUGAGUUUGCAGUGGCUGACAAAAGGGCGUUAAGUAAAAUAUCAAACUAUAUUCUUAAACCUAAGAAAAUAAUACCUAUUGUUUUAUCAACUGUCGGUUCACUUGCACUUAUAUCAGCCGUCAUUUUGAUAGCAGUUCUAUUAAAGCGUUAUAAAUUAACAAAAACUGAUAGUGCUUCUAUUCACGGUCAAGCUGAAUCUACAUUCAUGCCAACAGAUUCUGGGUUAUGUAAUAAAACAGAUGAAAGCCCAUUUGAUCAAUGGACUGUUAAACCUUCACCAGAACACGAAUCUUUUCAGGUUAUCGAAUCAAAACCUUUGCUCAAACCUAGUGAUACAGAUGGAAAAACAGUUGUCUGA